Molecule: messenger RNA, 3442 nt
Organism: Schistocerca gregaria
Lineage: Eukaryota; Metazoa; Arthropoda; Insecta; Orthoptera; Acrididae
Exons: 2
Coding region: 171-1274 (367 amino acids)
Biological process (GO): ERAD pathway
Cellular component (GO): endoplasmic reticulum membrane
Molecular function (GO): protein binding
Source: RefSeq, a predicted model, not a curated record
AUUCAUCUGUCGUUGUUCUUUUGACAUUCGAAGCUGUCUCAUCUGAUCUUUGCGCCCGCGAAAAGUUAGGCGUCAAAGUUUUUAGUACUUUUGCUGCAAAUUUCUCGGCCUCCGUUAGGCAGCCUUUCUGAACUUCCCCUUGAGAGAGGUCUUAGUUUUGCGUAGCAUUCAUGUUGCGCGGCUGCCACAGAGGCGCCGCUACUUUGCAGCUCCGCUGGGUUGGGGGGUCGGUCCAACUCGAAGCCGCUCUGCGCUUGUCGAGCCCACGGCGAUUUUGGACAGAGGGAGGACGGACGUGUCGGCCGCUCUCGGUGCGGAGCCUGGCUCGGCACCCAUUGAUAGGAAGGCUGAAGAAGAGCCUAGGCGUUCGGGCGAAGCCAGUGGCGGUUCCGACGCAGCAGGAAUUUGAAAGUAUGAGCGACAGAGAGCGGUAUUUGUGGGCGCUGAAAUUGGAGAAGGUCCCGUAUCCACAGGACCCACAAAGAACCGUGGGGCAAGUGCUGCUGCAGGAGUUGAUUUCUCGCGACCACAUGCAAGCGAAGUACACCUACGCGACGUUGAUUAUGACGAAGGAGUUGGAGGGGGAUCCGAGGUACGCGCUUCGUUUGUGGGCUGAAUGCUCUGCGCGAGGCCACUCUUGGGCCAAGGCCAAUUUGGCGAAGGUUUUGGCGGACGGUCAAUUGAUUCAAAAAGAUGUCGAGGGCGCAAUUCGGUUGUAUACGGAGGCGUGGCACGCUGCACCCUUGUUGGCGCCGAACCACGCAUUUACGGCUGCUUAUAAUUUGUAUAGUCUGUACAAGCAGAAAGGGGAUGUGAAAAGGGCCGCGAAGUGGCUGAAGAUAUCGGCGGACCAGGCGGGAGAUUCCUUGGGUCAAUAUCACCUCGGUCUGGCCUAUUCGACGGGGAUUUUGGGCAUGGAAGUCGACCCCAUGAGGGCCGUUGAGUACACGAGGAAGUCUGCCGACCAGGGUCUGGUGGUGGCUCAGCACAACGUGGCCUGCUUGUAUUUGGACGGACAGGGUGGAAAGACGACGGAUUACCCGGCGGCGGCCUAUUAUUUUACGCUGGCGCACACACGCGAGACAGAUUGGUCGACUUUGAAUUUGGCGAUUAUGUAUGCGACUGGAAAGGGUGUUCCACGGAGCGAGGUGACGUGCGUGGAACUGCUGAGAGAAGUGGAGUGCUUUGGCAAUCACUCGCAGAAGAAGGCGGUUGUUGAAGUUUACGAGAAGCAUCAAUACGAUCAGAUAUGGCACCGGGGCGUUUUGGAAUGAGGUGGCGCGGCUGGGCGGAGACGCGUGCGUGGGAGGACUGGUGAAGGGCGUUGCGAUUUUUUUACUGAACAGGUUUUUUUUUAUUGAAUUUUUUUAAGACGAUGGCUGCCUGAUCUUGGACACACUCCAUUAUGGCCGAGAUAGGAGCGGACGCAUGUCCGUGCUGGAUGGACAGGAAUGCGGUGCACAGGUGAACCAGCUGAUUGAGAAGUGCGUCGAACGUGGGGUGUUUUUGCGGAAGGACUCUGCUUAUUUGGACUUUGGCCAAUUGGACCAGCAGUUGGUGAUUGGGGUGUUUGGAGCGGGGUGAGGACCGGGGUUCUGUAUGAGUUGGAGGGACGCUGUGGGAAGAGGACGCCGAGCGCAGCCUCCUGGAUAGCUGACGUCUUAGUGCAAUAGAGGUGGUGUCCGUGCGUUUCUCCGCGGAGUCGUGGCCGAGGGCACGCGGCAGCCGGGAUGGUUCGUCGUAGUUGGGUUGGCGAUCGGGUGCUGAGACGGAGAGCCUAGAGACGAGGCGGUCGAUUUUGUGGCCGACGCGUUGGGCCAUUGUGGAGUUGUACGCUGUUGACGACAGUGGCUCCGCGAGCGAGAGGGCGGUGGGGGCGCGGACGGGAUGCAAGUCAGGGAAUACAAAGAGCGUUUUUUUCGCCAAUUGCUGUAUAUCGUCGAAGACUCGUUUGAAGACGUCUUCUUGACAGGGGUUUUUUUGUUCGAUUGCAGACGUCGCCAGGCAAUGAGCGUACUCCGAGCUGUAGGUUUCAAGAAAGGCUAGGGUUUGGUGUUUGCACUGGAGAAGGGGCCAUAUGCCUUGGAUGUAGAGUUGUCGGUCAUCGGAGACGUAGCAUAUGGCGUAGGAGGUGGUUUCUUCUGAAGGGGAGUGCUGGUGCGCGUUGGCGUUUUUAGCGGUUUCGCGCCAGUGAGUCAGAUUUUUUUUUUCUUUUGGCCUUUGGCAGAAUUGAAGAAUUAGCGCCGACGAAGGCGCCUGCGUUUUCCAAGCGGUCACAAAUGAAUGGAUUGCUUCGUCUGAGCUAGAGUAUUGCAGCCGAUAGAUCGAGGGCUUGAGGGAGUAGUAGGGCAGCACUUGGUUUAUAUUUACUUCCUGAACCAGAUGAAGGUCGGACAUGGUGGCGAUGUUGGCAUCGAGAAGGCUCUCUUGGUUUUGACAACAGAUUCUCAAACCGUUUAGACGGAACGGUUUUUCGCGUUGAGGGAGGACGAGCUUUGUCGAUUUGCCGUCGACCUUUUCUGGUUCCACGACGAUCGAUCCGGACCACACCCAACUCCAGUCUCUCAGAAUGGGCGCGUUGUCCGCGCGCUCGAGUAGUUCUGCUCUGAACGCGCUGACGAGAGGUGCUAGAAAUGAGAAGCCCGGCUCUGCGGAGAGGGCGUACGACAAGUCGUUCGUCGGCUCGAGCGCCGAGGAAUUCACAUGGUUAGCAACGCGAUGCACGUAAGGGCCUCUGGCCGGAGCAGACGAGCGGCGUAGAGUCGCGCGAGCUUUGGCCUUGAGUGGUCUCUUGUCUCUCGUGCCAUCUGUGGCGCGUGGGGGGCCGGAGCGCGAGGCCUUUUUGCACCCCGAGCGGGCGGCGGUAGUUCAGGACGUACCGUGGCUGGGCGAUGGUUCGGCGACGUCAGAACAACAUUUUUGGACGAUUAUCUUUAUAUCGGCGGAGUGCAUGAUUAGUGAGCGCCGCAGAGAAUCGUAGAGAUUCAAGUCCAGGCUUGCGAGGAGGUCCGGCGGAGGCGAGGAGGAAGAAUGGACGGCCCACACGAUUUCCAAGAGGUCACCGGCCAGCAUUUGGUCUAAGAGAGAGUGGAGGUGGCGUGGAGACGACGGGGGGCACCUCCUCGGUGCCCAAGGCGGCAGAGGUCCAGCGGAGGAGCUGAUGAAGGGCGGGGGAGGCGGGCAACUCGAGGUCGAUCCAAGAAUCGCAAAAAGAAAAAAGCUGCGCCUGAUGCCAGAGCAGGAGCGCGAUGGAGAGGCGAGGGAGGCAAGAGGCGAGGAGCGCGUCGAUUUCAGAUUGAAGGGCGUGAAAGAGUCCCUGCAGGGCCUCUGGGCCGCGGCAACGAGAAGUGGAGUAAUAGAGAAGAACUAUGCGACGACGCGGGGAAACGACCAUGGGGGAUCAAAAAAGGAGAGACGUGACAGAAGGCGCAAAUGAAAAAAA